Molecule: messenger RNA, 719 nt
Organism: Didymodactylos carnosus
Lineage: Eukaryota; Metazoa; Rotifera; Eurotatoria; Philodinida; Philodinidae
Source: the annotation of a GenBank genome assembly
AUGGAAAGAAAACUACCACCAGAAGAAACCGCAACAUUACCAUCAUUAUUAGCAACAAGUCUGGAUUUGUGCACACAUAUGGUGUUGAUCGAGGUGGUUUGUGUAAAUUGUUUGGAUUCCAAACAAUUUACAAAAUUAGUACGUUUAAUUACGGAUAAUGCAGCCAAUAAUAUAAAAGCAUUCGAUGAUAUUUUACUUCCCGGUUUUGAAACAUAUUUUGAGAAUGAUGACUAUAACAAUGAUGACAAUGGCUCUUUACAGAAUAAUAAUAAUGAUGAUGAUUGUGAAGAAAUAUUUAAUGAUGAUGAUUGUGAAGAAAUAUUUAAUGAUGAUUCGUAUGAUCACUUUGAAUUAGUACCGUUAGCUGAUGAUAUUAUUCAAUGUGUAAGUGAAAAUUUAGAAUUAUUACGUUUGCCAUGCUUCGCUCAUACGCUACAGCUGGUUGUUAAGGAUGGUAUUAAACAUGCAUCUAAUGCAACUGCUGCCUUAACAAAAGUUGCAAAAAUUGCAAAAUUCACUCAUAGCAGCACUUUAUUUGCUGAAAAAUUAGAUAAAUUAUCAAAGACAAUACCACGAGCAACAAAAUGUCGUGGGAAUAGUCAAUUUUUAACUGUUACUGCUGUUUUAAAUAUACCUAUAAUGAUACUCAAUGAUAUUUUAACUGAAUUAAAUAAAAAAGAACUAUAUUUAACAGAAAAAAAUAAAGAAGUUCUUGAUGA